AUGGACAUCGAUACACAAACGGAAGUAGAACCCCACACCACUUCUCAAGGGGACAUUGAAAAUGGGGAAGACUGGGUUCGCCUCGUCAGCAAUGAUGGAUUCUCGUUUCUAGUAAGGCGCAAAGUUGCCAACAUGAGCGGAACGAUUGGGAAUUCACUUGAUCCUUCUAGCAGUUAUGCUGAAAGCGAAACAAAAACCUACCAUGCCACUAACGACAGGGGAAUCAUUGUUCAGAAAUUGAUUGAAUAUAUGAGCUUCAAGGCUCAUUACAGUAAGGCCAAGGGCGACGUCCCAAUCAACGAACUCAUGGAACGAAUUCCUCCAGAGAUUGUCCUAGAAGUACUUCUCGCUGCUGAUUAUCACGAAUUGUAA
Marasmius oreades (fairy-ring Marasmius) is the source of this 372-nucleotide messenger RNA. RefSeq lists its product as uncharacterized. The coding region runs from base 1 to 372 and encodes 123 amino acids. The transcript has 6 exons. Gene Ontology annotation, cellular component: elongin complex. The record is from RefSeq and is a predicted model, not a curated record. Gene Ontology annotation, molecular function: protein-macromolecule adaptor activity. NCBI's taxonomy places the organism in Eukaryota, Fungi, Basidiomycota, Agaricomycetes, Agaricales, Marasmiaceae. Gene Ontology annotation, biological process: ubiquitin-dependent protein catabolic process.